Messenger RNA from Perkinsus marinus ATCC 50983, 831 nucleotides. RefSeq lists its product as hypothetical. Gene Ontology annotation, biological process: proteasome-mediated ubiquitin-dependent protein catabolic process. NCBI's taxonomy places the organism in Eukaryota, Perkinsozoa, Perkinsida, Perkinsidae. The transcript is spliced from 8 exons. The annotation marks the transcript as partial. Gene Ontology annotation, cellular component: proteasome regulatory particle, base subcomplex. Gene Ontology annotation, molecular function: ATP hydrolysis activity; proteasome-activating activity; ATP binding. The record is from RefSeq and is a predicted model, not a curated record.
UGCAACGUGGAGGGACCGAUGUUUUGAAAUGGCAAUACUACUCCGACAACGGUGCGGACCUGUUUUACGCUCUUGUGGAUGUACUCAUGUCGAUAACAUCUGGGGAGGAAGAGGGGGACGUGCGAGUAACUAAGCUGGACGGCUAUUGCACCCCUCCACCACGGAAGCUGGCGGACAUCCAGGUUGUCUUUGGCCAGCCGGAAAAGCCUCGUGCCACUCUAGAUGUAUACUCUAACUAUCAAGAAGGCACUGGAAGGAUGGUCACUACAUGGGAGCUUAGUCGGCCUACUGGACAGCUCACUCGGAAUGAUGUUGAUGUAUUACUUCGUGGCCUCACAGAGCAUGCAGUAUACAGGCCUCGCCGCUAUAGUGGCACCGUUGAUCAGGACUCUGAUAUUGGGAGGGCCUUUGCUGAGCUAUUCGACCAAGUAUCUAUGAAUGAGGACGGACCGCAAGAGGGCGGGGCUAGACAACGUCGCGCGCCACAAAAUGAGAGCUCGAGGGAGAAGGCUAAGAGGGAGCUGGAGGAGAUGGGCAUUGACGUUAUCCUACCACCCGAGGAAGGUACUGUUAGUGAUGAUGAUGUUUGGAAGGGCCUAGUGGGCUACCCCCAGACCAAGGCUAGAGUAGAGGAGACGGUCUUGCUGCAAUUGAGGCAUCCUGAGCUCUUCAAGAGGAUAGCUGAAGGGACCCGAGGGAAAGCGGCUCCUGCUAACAAACCCAAGGUGGUCUUAUUCGAGGGCCCACCGGGGACAGGCAAGACGUCAGCAGCGAGAUGUAUAGCUGCUGGGUGUGGCAUACCUCUGGUCUACGUGCCGUUAGAGCUCUGUU